Messenger RNA from Aspergillus mulundensis, 1353 nucleotides. RefSeq lists its product as uncharacterized. The coding region runs from base 1 to 1353 and encodes 450 amino acids. The transcript has a single exon. NCBI's taxonomy places the organism in Eukaryota, Fungi, Ascomycota, Eurotiomycetes, Eurotiales, Aspergillaceae. Gene Ontology annotation, biological process: regulation of DNA-templated transcription. The record is from RefSeq and is a predicted model, not a curated record. Gene Ontology annotation, molecular function: DNA-binding transcription factor activity.
AUGUCGAAGAUCCCCGCGGUUUCAGGCCCCUCGCCAACCGAUGCAUAUUCGCUAGAACGCCGCGGCUCGCUCGAACGGAAGAGACGUCAUGCAGAUGAGGACGACUCGUCUCCCACCACUGAGCGUCGUGACUCUCUGCGCUCUCGGCCGCUUCCCUGGCAUCCGUCUGCGCCUGUAGAGCCACCGUACUCUUCGCAACAUCGUUCGAUAGGAGUCACGUCGAUCCUGAAUCCGUCCGCAACAGAAGGAGCUGGUACCAGGACGGCGUCUGUAGACGGCGGCCGCGAGGGUCUUGGUGAGAGGCUGUCGUUAGACCCGCCGUCUCAUGCUCGAUUUUCUCCCUCGUCAAUGCAUCUCCCCUCUCCUUCCAUGCACUCACCAAACCUUCCACUACUGCCGUCUGGGAUGAGAAGUCACCAGGGCGUCUCGCCUGUUUCGCCUUCAGCUCGAUUCCCCGGGGCAACAGGAUACUUCCCUCCGAAACCUGCUCCUGGUCAAACUCCGCUGGCUCAGCAGCUGCCUCGACUACACACGGUAGCUCCUAGCUCCCCUUUACCAAUGAUAGAGACUGGACAUCCCACGCCCCUAUCUGCUCAUCACCACCAGCUUCCUACACACUUGACAUCGACGUUUGCCAGCCAUCGAGCGAGUACGAACCAUACCCCCACUCCUAGCUCCAAAGAGCCCAGUCCAACCACGCCUGUGUCCGUUCUCAGUCCACUGGGCCGGUCAUCGCCGGCUCUUGCUGCAGGCCCUGGCCAGCCAGCUCCGGGUUACAUGAACAUUGCUCCAUACGCGCAGAGGGAUCCCACCACUGGGGUAGUGAUAGAGGCAGGAAAUGUGGCACCUCCAGGAAAGAUAGUUUGUUUUGUUGACCUCAAAUCGGGCUCCGCUGCCCAAGCAGAGAAGCGCAGGGCAAACAGUGGGGCGUCGAGAAGAUUCCGUAACAGGAAACGCGAGGACCAACAGAAAAUCGCCGAACUAGAGGAAGAGAAACGGAAGCUGUCGCAAGAGCUUCGGAUGACCGUCGAACAGCGGGAUUUCUAUCGCUCCGAGAGGGAUUACUUCCGAGACGAGGCAUCUCGCUUUGCCCAACUCCCUGUCCGACCAACAUCUCCCCCGCUGCUAUGCCCCAAAGCAUCAGCCAGGGCGGACGUCAAGGCUGAAAAAGCAGCAACCGACGCGUCGUCCCACCAACGUACAUCUGGACCGAUCGCGCCCGCACCGAUGCCUGCGUUGACCUGGACCGCCCCAUCGUCAUAUUCAACUGGACAGCCGGAACGCACUGCAUUGGACAAGCAACAAGCUAGACCAAUACCUCGGACGCCGGGAGCGUGGAGCCGUACGACUUAA